This is a messenger RNA of Cottoperca gobio, 1678 nucleotides long. RefSeq names its product solute carrier family 46 member 1 (gene slc46a1). Gene Ontology annotation, cellular component: plasma membrane. Gene Ontology annotation, molecular function: transmembrane transporter activity. Gene Ontology annotation, biological process: transmembrane transport. The record is from RefSeq and is a predicted model, not a curated record. NCBI's taxonomy places the organism in Eukaryota, Metazoa, Chordata, Actinopteri, Perciformes, Bovichtidae.
CUUCCAGAUGGGGCUGCUAACUUCCGGCUUUUAAUGUGCCCUAGUAUCGCUUUAUUUACUGCUGAGCUGGUAGAUAAAUUACCUUCAAACUAGUUUUAUUAAAGCUAACAGCGGUGUAAACAAGCUAGCGUCAGCAUGAUAUGCUGGUUGUCUACACAGCUAACGUUACAGAAAGGAACAACUUAAUGUUUCGCUUGUGUUCAGAAACGUUAAUGUUUACAGUGAAGUCGGGUCGACAUGGACGAGCCGGACACCGCAGCGAUCCUUCCCGGAGAUGUGCUCGCCGCCACAUCAACUGACGAUGAAACCGACGAGUCGUGUGGCCACAAAGAGGAGGCUGAUGUUCCGGACACCCGCUCCGUGCGACCACCGUUUAACGUCACAUGCUCGCUGCCGUUUUCCGUGGAGCCAGGUGUUGUUCCUCUCCAUGUUUUCUCUGGCCCUGCAAGCGCCUCUGUCAACACAGUAUCUGUGGGACCGCAUCAGCGAGGACCUCGGCUACAACGGCUCCAAGAGGUCGGAAUGCAGCAACGGCUCCGUGCCCCCCGACCCUCUUCAAACGGAGGUGGAAACCUUGACAGCCCACUGGAACCUCUAUAUCAGCCUUGGGGGCUUUUCUGUAGGCCUAUUGGUGGUGCCUCUCCUGGGAUCAUGGAGCGACCUCGCAGGUCGCAGACCUGUCCUUAUCCUCCCCAACCUCGGCCUGGCCCUCCAAGCCGUGGUUUACCUCGUGGUGAUGUACCUGAAGCUGCCUGUGGUCUACUUUCUACUUGGCAGGCUGCUUAGUGGCCUGUCAGGGGAUUUUAACGCCAUCCUGGCAGGCUGCUUUGCAUAUGUGGCUGAUACCAGCGACAGAAAGUCCCGCACCAUCAGGGUGGCAGUCUUGGAGGCCUGUCUGGGCCUUUCAGGGAUGCUAGCCAGCAUCAUUGGAGGGCAGUGGCGGCGGGCACAAGGGUACAUCAAUCCAUUCUGGCUGGUCCUGGCCACGAACUUGGCUGCGGCUCUGUACGCUUACCUGUUCGUCCGUGAGUCUGUCCUGCCAGACCCAAGUGCCAAGCUCCUCACCUUCCGCCACCAUAAAGCUAUCUGGCACGUCUUCUCAUCAACAGGGAGCACCAGUGAGGAGGGUGGAAGACUUCACAGAUGCAAGCUGUGGCUUUACACCCUGUGUUUCUUUAUGGUGGUGACUGUACACUUCGGCAGCAGGGAGCUGUAUGUGCUGUAUGAGCUGAGCUCCCCGCUGUGCUGGGGGCCGGCCCUCAUUGGCUACGGAUCCGCAGCUCAGCACCUGGCCUACCUUAGCAGUCUACUGGGGCUGAAGAUCAUGCAGCGCUGCCUGGAGGACUCCUGGGUGGCUCUCGUGGGGCUGGCCUCCAAUAUCAUCGGGCUGGUGGUCUUCUCUGUAGCUGACACCACCCAGCUCAUGUUCACAGGUUACGCUCUGUGUUUCCUCUUCAUGGCUGCGACGCCUGUGCUCAGGUCAAAGCUGUCUAAGAUGGUGGGCCCAUCCGAACAAGGUGCCCUGUUUGCCUCUGUUGCCUGUGUGGAGAGUUUGUGUCUACUGGUGGGUAGUGGCCUCUUCAACUCUCUGUACCCAGCCACACUGCACUUCAUGAAGGGCUUCCCCUUCCUUCUUGCUGCCAUCAUCCUCUUCAUCCCCGCUGGAAUAAUUGGGUGA